AUGAGAUUUCUUUCAAAGAGGAUAUUGAAACCGGUACUUUCAGUAAUUAUCCUAAUAUCAAUUAUCAUAACCGUCGCUCUUUACAUUUUAACCUCGAAUGAGAACUACUUGCAAGCAGUCAAGGACAGUGCCAAGUCGCAGUAUGCUUCUCUCCGGGAAACCUACAAAAGCAUUGCAGGAGGCACUGAAAGCACCGCAGAACUUCCUGAUCAUGACGCUGAAGUGUUAGAUGGCAUAUUCGACAGGCUACGUGAGCCUCUUUAUGAUAAGGACAGUUUUGACCCGAAUGAAGUUCUUGCUGAGAAUAAACAGUUGUACGAUGAGUUUUUAGCUGAGGAAAUUUCUGAGCCAAAAGUGGACAAUUUGGUACGCAGCGGGGAUCCAUUAUCGGGCAAGGCAAAAGGAACAAUUUUGAGUUUGGUGAGGAAUGUUGAUUUAGAUGGUAUAAUAUCUUCUAUUCAACAACUAGAAGAAGAAUACAAUAAGAAUUUUGGAUACCCCUAUACCUUCCUCAACGAUGAGGAAUUUACGGACGAAUUCAAAGAUAAAAUAAAGAGUAUUCUCCCUAAUGACCGCUUAAUAGAAUUUGGCACCAUUGAUCCAAAUGACUGGAAUAUGCCUGAUAACAUUGAUAGGGAGAGAUACGACAGAGAAAUGGACAAAUUGGGUGAAGAAAAAAUUCAGUACGCUGAAGUGCAAUCUUAUCACAACAUGUGUCGUUUCUAUUCCAAAGAAUUUUACCAUCACCCCCUAUUAUCUAAAUAUAGAUAUGUGUGGAGAUUGGAACCAAAGGUUAAUUUCUAUUGCAAAAUCAAAUACGAUGUCUUUCAAUUUAUGAGCAUGAAUGACAAGAUUUAUGGGUUUGUUCUGAACCUUUAUGAUAGUCCCCAAACUAUCAGAACGCUAUGGACGUCGACUAUGGAUUUUGUUGAGGAGCAUCCAAACUACUUGAAUGCCAAUGGAGCUUUCGGAUGGCUAAAAGAUAACUCUCAAAAUCCAGAUAAUUAUGAUUAUACUCAAGGGUACUCGACUUGCCAUUUCUGGACCAAUUUUGAAAUAGUCGAUUUAGAAUUUUUGAGGUCAGAACCUUAUGAACAGUAUAUGCAAUAUCUUGAAGAGAAGGGUGGAUUUUACUAUGAAAGGUGGGGUGAUGCCCCUGUAAGAAGUUUGGCACUUGCUUUAUUUGCCGAUAAAUCGCGCAUCCAUUGGUUCAGGGAUAUAGGCUAUUACCAUACUCCAUAUACAAAUUGUCCAACUUGUCCAGAAGAUUCAGAUAGGUGUAAUGGAAACUGCAUACCAGGUAAAUUUACUCCUUGGAGUAAUCUAGACGAUCAAAAUUGUCAGGCAUCAUGGAUCAGGCACUCUAUGAAUGACGAAGAGUUGGGAAUGUAUUGA
Saccharomyces paradoxus is the source of this 1395-nucleotide messenger RNA. It is a transcript of the gene KTR4, whose product is annotated as putative mannosyltransferase. The transcript has a single exon. Bases 1 to 1395 code for a protein of 464 amino acids. Gene Ontology annotation, biological process: protein O-linked glycosylation; cell wall mannoprotein biosynthetic process; protein N-linked glycosylation. Gene Ontology annotation, molecular function: alpha-1,2-mannosyltransferase activity. Gene Ontology annotation, cellular component: Golgi apparatus; membrane. NCBI's taxonomy places the organism in Eukaryota, Fungi, Ascomycota, Saccharomycetes, Saccharomycetales, Saccharomycetaceae. The record is from RefSeq and is a predicted model, not a curated record.